Neofelis nebulosa (Clouded leopard) is the source of this 9175-nucleotide messenger RNA. RefSeq names its product 1,4-alpha-glucan branching enzyme 1 (gene GBE1). The record is from RefSeq and is a predicted model, not a curated record. Gene Ontology annotation, biological process: glycogen biosynthetic process. Gene Ontology annotation, molecular function: hydrolase activity, hydrolyzing O-glycosyl compounds; 1,4-alpha-glucan branching enzyme activity; cation binding. Gene Ontology annotation, cellular component: cytoplasm. The transcript has 16 exons. Lineage: Eukaryota; Metazoa; Chordata; Mammalia; Carnivora; Felidae. The coding region runs from base 139 to 2226 and encodes 695 amino acids.
AAAGGGCCCCGGGUCUCCGAAGCUCGCCUCAGCUUCCUCCGACUCCGCCUUCGCCGCCUUCCUCCCAACUAGAGCUCCAGUUCCCGCUCAGGUUCCAAUCGACCCACUCGGGCUCGGCUACUCGGGCUGCAGCAGAAGAUGGCGGCUCCGGUGGCUCGGGGCGAGUGCUCCGAGGCGGCGCUGGCUGCAGCCCUGGCGGAUGUGCCGGAACUAGCCCGACUUCUGGAGCUCGACCCAUACCUGAAGCCCUUCGCCCUGGACUUCCAGCGCAGGUAUAAGAAGUUUAAUGAGACUUUGAACAACAUCGGAGAGAACGAAGGUGGUAUUGAUAAGUUUUCCAGAGGUUAUGAAUCGUUUGGUGUCCACAGAUGUGCUGAUGGUGGUUUGUACUGCAAAGAAUGGGCCCCAGGAGCAGAAGGAGUUUUUCUCACUGGAGACUUCAAUGAUUGGAAUCCAUUUUCAUAUCCAUACAAGAAACUGGAUUAUGGAAAGUGGGAGCUUUAUAUCCCACCAAAGCAGAAUAAAUCUCAACUUGUACCUCAUGGAUCCAAAUUAAAGGUAGUUAUUAGGAGUAAAAGUGGAGAGAUCUUGUAUCGUAUUUCACCAUGGGCGAAGUAUGUGACUCGUGAAGGUGAAAAUGUGAAUUAUGAUUGGAUACACUGGGAUCCAGAACACCCAUAUAAAUUUAAGCAUUCCAGACCAAAGAAGCCAAGAGGUGUAAGAAUUUAUGAAUCUCAUGUGGGAAUUUCUUCCUAUGAAGGAAAAAUAGCUUCUUAUAAACAUUUUACAUACAAUGUACUACCAAGAAUCAAAGACCUUGGAUACAACUGCAUUCAGAUGAUGGCAAUCAUGGAGCAUGCUUACUAUGCCAGUUUUGGUUACCAGAUCACAAGCUUCUUUGCAGCUUCAAGCCGUUAUGGAACGCCUGAAGAGCUGAAAGAACUGGUUGACACAGCUCACUCAAUGGGUAUUACAGUCCUCUUAGAUGUGGUGCAUAGCCAUGCUUCAAAAAAUUCAGAAGAUGGAUUGAAUAUGUUUGAUGGAACAGAUUCCUGUUAUUUUCAUUCUGGACCUAGAGGGAAUCAUGAUCUUUGGGACAGUCGAUUGUUUAUCUACUCCAGCUGGGAAGUUUUAAGAUUCCUUCUGUCAAACAUAAGAUGGUGGUUGGAAGAAUAUGGCUUUGAUGGAUUUCGUUUUGAUGGUGUUACAUCCAUGCUGUAUCAUCACCAUGGAAUGGGUCAAGCUUUUUCAGGUGAUUACCAUGAAUAUUUUGGACUUCAAGUUGAUGAAGAUGCCUUGAUUUAUCUCAUGUUGGCAAAUCAUUUGGUUCACACAUUGUAUCCCGAUUCUAUAACAGUAGCUGAGGAUGUGUCAGGAAUGCCAGCUCUCUGUUCUCCGAUUUCCCAGGGAGGAGUCGGCUUUGACUAUCGAUUAGCUAUGGCAAUUCCAGAUAAAUGGAUCCAGCUACUUAAAGAGUUUAAAGAUGAAGAUUGGAAUAUGGGCAAUAUUGUAUACACACUCACAAACAGACGCUACCUUGAAAAAUGCAUUGCUUAUGCAGAGAGCCAUGAUCAGGCACUAGUUGGGGAUAAGACACUGGCAUUUUGGUUGAUGGAUGCUGAAAUGUAUACCAACAUGAGUGUUCUGACCCCGUUUACUCCAGUUAUUGAUCGUGGAAUACAGCUUCAUAAAAUGAUUCGACUCAUUACUCAUGCUCUCGGUGGAGAAGGCUAUCUCAAUUUCAUGGGUAAUGAAUUUGGCCAUCCUGAAUGGUUAGACUUCCCAAGAAAAGGAAAUAAUGAGAGCUACCAUUAUGCCAGAAGGCAGUUUCAUUUAACUGAUGAUGACCUCCUUCGCUAUAAGUUCCUAAAUAACUUUGACAGGGAUAUGAAUAAAUUGGAAGAAAGAUGUGGUUGGCUUUCAGCUCCACAGGCCUAUGUGAGUGAAAAGCACGAAGGCAAUAAGAUCAUCGCUUUUGAGAGAGCAGGUCUUGUUUUUAUUUUCAACUUUCAUCCAAGCAAGAGCUACACUGAUUACCGAGUUGGAACAACAUUGCCAGGAAAAUUCAGAAUUGUGCUAGAUACAGAUGCAGCAGAGUAUGGAGGGCACCAGAGACUGGACCAUAGUACCGAGUUUUUCUCUCAACCUUUUAAACAUAAUGAACGUCCCUGUUCUCUUUUGUUGCAUCCUGACUUAGGGACAGAUCAGUGCCCUACUUUUUGCUGAAGAGAACUGGUGAGGUCAAAAAUUGAACCUGCACUGUGACUUUGCAACCUGUAGCCUCGAAUGUUCAGUCGGACAUUUGGACUCAUCAGUCCUGAGGACAUAAGAGAUGAAAGAUUAUUCCAGGCUAAUUUCCUGGUAAUGUUUUGGCUGGAGAAUUUAAACCCUGAGAAUUUGCCUCCUUAAUUUUAUUAUUUUAUUUAAAAAAACUUUUUAAAAAUGUUCAUUUAUUUUUGAGAGAGAGACAGAGCACAGUGGGGAAGGGUCAGAGAAAGAGGGAGGCACAGAAUCCGAAGCAGGCUCCAGGCUCCAAGCUUUCAGCCUAGAGCCCGACACAGACCUCAAACUCACCAACCACGAGAUCAUGACCUGAGCUGAAGUCUGACACUUAACUGAAUGAGCCACCCAGGCACCCCUCCCCCUUAAUUUUAGUGCACUCAGAAGUAAGCAUCUUUCCUAUAGUCCUUGUGCUCAUCUAUAUCUUGCCAUUAUUUUCCAAGAGUCACUUGGAGUCCCCAUAUUUGCUUUCAUUAGGCUCUACAUUCCGGCUAACUUCCAGUGAUAAUGUUUUUCACUGUAUCGUAUGGACUACCAUCUCAUUUUUCACUAAUGAUGGAGUCACUAUUACCUUCAUUUCUUUCUAUGCAGGGUAACCGAUGCAAAGAUUCAUCUUUAGGUGGCUCUUUACCUAGGAUAUUCUUCUGGUGCCAAAUAUUGUAUCAGUCGGGGGCAGUCAGGAAAACACACAUCACUACAGGUAUUACAAAUACAAAGUGAUUUAUUUUAAGAACAUGAAAGGGCUGGUAAAGCAAAGGUAAGGAGGAUUACUUCAGGCCUUCAGAAAUUCCAGAAAUAUAAGACUUACAGAAAAGCCACUACUAAUAAACUUGGCUCUCUGCAACACCAAAGCCAGUGAUUCUCAGGAGGAUGCCCAGAUACUGCUAGAAGCUGCGGUUGAUUAUUGCAGCUGCCUACAGCACUAACGUAGGUAAUUCUCAGGAGAAUGCCUAGAAGCCCCUGGCAAUACCCCCCUCCUGCCAUCUGCUAAUGACCUUCUCUGAGGAGGGUGAGGAAGUUCCUCAGCAAAGAUACCAAAAUACAGCACAGGACACAAGCAACCACUGUUGGAACUGAAUUGGUCGUGUACCCAGUCCUUGCUUGCACAGUAAUGAGAAAUCCUAAAGAUGACUGAACAAGCUGAAACCAUGCAAAAGCACCUUGUGAUCAAGAAGAAAGUUUUCAUUGUUUUACAACCUUGCAAAAUUUUUGUCAAAGCACUAAAGUGUCUCUUACUCUAGGUGAUAAAUGUAAAGGAAAAUGAAGAAAAAAAAAGUAGCAAAACUAAUAUUAUUUGAUGCACAGUGAUUGAAAACACUUGAAACACUGACAAUGAAUGUGUUCGAUUUCUCUGUAUAAAACACGUCAAGAGUAGUUUGAACAGUGCUUGCCUUUUUGUCCUAUAACUUCCAAUAUGGAGAGAACAUCGUUUCUAUGUCUUGGCGAAUUGUACUCCUUUAUCAGUUAAAAUCAGCUGCCAAUAUUUUAUGCUUUGAACUUUCAGUGCCAUGAAAUAUCUCUGAGGAUUCCUUGAAUGUAGUUUUUUUGGCCAGCAUCACUUCCUCUGGGACACCUUUAUCCUUUUUCCCAAAACCACUUGCCUCAUUUAUGUCAAUAAGCCACCUUCAGUAGACAAGUGAGUAUCUAGCUACACAUCAAGAGUCUCUUGAAUGUUGGUAGUGGCAACAUUCCCACAGUCAGAGAUUUGUUUCCCAGAACUUCACUUACAUUUGAUUCUAAUUUUCCUUCCAGCAUUUAUAACUUACCAUUUCUUUCCUAUACUUUCAUUUUUCUUGUCCAAUUCCCAUUUCCAAUGAUCCAUUUUUGUGAAAAUAGCCUGUGGGUUUAUCAUGGAAGACAAGGAGUCAACACAACUAUAUGAAAUUUGCAUGAAUGGAAAACCAGACAUACAGUGAUGAAUAACCAACAUACUUUGAAAGAAGUGAUGCUAUUGGCCACUAAUCAUGAUGUAGAGAUGUUACUUACAUAAGGAUUUAUAGACCAAAAAGCUAUCAGAAAGUUCAUACUUUAUGCAAUUACAUGGCCAACAGACCAUGGCAACUGAAAUUUGAAACUUGUUUAGAACUGGUAACAUUUAGGGGCACCUGGGUGGCUCCGUUGGUUAAGUGUCUGACUUUGGCUCGUGUCAUGAUCUCACGGUUUGUGAGUUUAAGCCCAACAUCAGGCUCGGCACUCAAAACAGAGUCUACUUUGGAACCUCUGUCUCCCUUUCUCUCUUCUCCUCUGUCACUUGUGCUCCCUCUCUCUCAAAAAUAAACCUAAAAAGAAAAAGGAACUAGUAUCAUGUAACUAAAGGAUGAUGACCAAAAUUCUUAUAUACUGGAACCUUGCAAGGGAAGGAUUACCUGGCUUGGUGACCAGUUGGGGUCCUAUAAUUGUGUCAGGAGUAACAGUUGAAAGGAAAAUAAAACAUCAAUGAUGACUUUAAAAAUUCAAAGAGGAAAAAUGUUAACACAAAUAAGUGACAUGGAAACUAGUGGAAGAGAUGUUAAGGACAAAUGAGGAUACUGAUUUUGAACCUGUUAAAUUUUAGAUCCUGAGGCUAAUCCAUGUGGAAGGGUCCAGCAGGCUAUUACAAUUUCAAUCUAUAUUUCAAGAGAUUUAGGAACCAGAGAUAUAAAUUUGAAUACCAUCCACAAUAUGGUUGUAAAUGAAAUUAGGAGAUAGUUGUUGAACACAUACCAAGCCCUCACACAUAUUUGGUAUGUAGAAAAUGAGAAACCAACAGAAUGGUAGAUGUUAGCAUCCCAAGAGACAGAAUCAAGUCAGAAAGGAAAAAAAAAAUAUGUGACAAAGGGAAAUGAGUUUUUAGAACAAAAGUAACAGCAACAAUGACAAGAGGAAGGCAAUGGUAAGGAAUGGUGCUGAGAAGCAAGGCAAGUCCACAGUAAAAAACCAUUAUUAGAUCUCCCAUUUAGAAUGUCCAUGGUGAUUCUUUAUGAGAAAACGAUCAAUGAAAUGAUGGGAGGUAGGAUGAAAAGAGACAGGAAAACAUUGAGAAGUGGGCAGUAGACAUUGAUGACUAGCAAAUGUGGGUUAUACUUUUGAGAUGUUGGUUACAGGAAGAAAGGAGAGCUUGGUAGUACACCUGGAGAAGAAAAGCAUAGUCUCUUUCCUUAAGAGAGGAAAGUAUACAUUUUGCUGCAGAGAAGGGGCCAGUAGCGAGAUAAAAAUUGAAGAUGUAGAUUCAGAAGAAGUGGAGAAAGCCAGAGUUGAGAACAGAUGGAACGUGACUUGGACAUGAGUAAGGGUAAUUUUUCUUGAGAGACAGAAAAGAAGGAGACAGCAAGUAAGAUUUUUAGGUGAAAAAGAUGGAAACAUGUGGAGCCUUCAUUAGCACCUCUCUUCACCUUGAAGAGAAAGAAUGCAAUGUCAAGUUGAGAACUUGUGAAGAGUUGAGAAUCGUUUAUAAUAUUUGUUAUAGGAGUUGGUAAAACAGAUCUAAAGGAAUUGUUCAGUACUUGGGUGACCUCAUCUGGUAGGUCAGAUCACAUGACUUGGACCCACGGAUAAGUUGAAUUUCUAUGAAAUUUUUUUCUAUUUCAGUUCUUAGCUACCUGAAAGUUGGAUUGGAAAAAAGGAACAAUAGUGUUUCUCAAAGGAUCAUGAUUUAGCAGAAAGUUAAGCAAGAAAGUGAUAUUUUAGUGUUAGGAUAAAAUUUUUAAAAGGAUGUCUGAAUGAGAAGUGUAAAACCAGUAUGAAAGAAUUGAGAAUAUAUGUUGACUAUAGGACAAGGUGACAGUGAACGUCAAGUUUAUUAAGAAGUGGCAAGCAAUUCCUUGUUUAAAAAAAAAGAAUUUGUCUUUACAGGUGUUCAGUGAAUGUUCACCAAUGUCAAAUACUUUAUCUUCAAGUUCAAGUACGUAAUUAUAUUCAUACAACUCUAGGGUGCCUGUUCAAGCCCUUCAUGUGUUUAUCUCUUUUUCAGAGAAUUAUGUCAGACUCUUGGAUCUUCUACUUUUGUCUUGGGAAGGUUUUUUCUAUGGGACUCAUUGGUGACAUUAUUCAAUGUAAUUUCAUUUUUGUUUCUUUUCUAUCAAAUAGAUUUUCCCACAGCUUUAAAAGAAAAAAAAGCUUAUUAUUGUGUGAAAAGGGAGAUUUUUGCCUUUUUUUUUUUUAAGAGAACCUAAUAGCUUCAUGUCUUUUGGUUCAUGAGCAGGGAGAAACAAGUUACAAGUAUCUUUCCUCCCACGUAAUAUUUUUUUUUUUUCAUUUGGGUAUGUUGUUUGGUAAACCAUGAACUGAGGAUGAGCCAUAUCUGUUUGUGAGCUUGGUAUAGAUGUGCACACAUCAGUUCUAUCAACAUAUCUGCCAUUCUUGCUUUGGAGUCACCUGGAAAAAGGAAACACUUGAUUAAAAGAGGAAACCUAACUGGGAUGAAGCUUUGAGCUACUGAGAAUAAAGAGAAAUUCAUUCUAUUACGUAUAGACUCACAUCUUAAAUGGUCACUGAUCAAAGAACUUAAAUUAUAUUCGAAGUACAUAUAUUAAAAAUCAGAAACUGGAACCUUGAUAUACUCAACAAAGAUAUAAGUAAAGUCACAAUCAACCUGAGGACUCUGUAUAAUUGCCAAAGUUAUAACAGUAAUUUUUUGGAUUUAACUACUCUAUUCCCAGAAUAUGGUGUCUGGUCUAUGAAUGAAGAAAUCUGACCAUAGCACACUGAGAGGAUAGUGGGAGAAGAAAAGAUACACAUGCUGAGGCCGCCAGCCAAGAGACUGAGCAUAAACAAGAAAUGGCUAAGAAAUACAUCUAUAUAUGAAUAUGUGCAUACAAUAUCGUUAUUUAAGUGUAGGCUCUAAACUUUUCUCGAGAUCACCCCUGGGAAGCACAGCAGUUCACAACUAUCAAAAGUUUGGUUAAAAAAUGCUUUUGAUGUGGCACUUGCUAGUUAUGUGCUGAGUCAAGUGACAAGGAAAGAAUACUCAUUAUACAAUGCUUUAGAAACCCCAAAAGGUAUUUUUACACCUUUGCGGAUAAGCUGGUUAAGGGGUCUCAGGAAGACAAUAAUUUAGCAGAAAUGAAGGGAUUGAAGGUAUUUAAAUUUCUGUGUACACCUCUAGAUUGAUUUCCAUAUGCCCCUACUUCCAGACUUCUCUUUGCUCCUGCUAACCUGCUGAUGCUUCAGCUGUCCCAUCUGACUCCAUCUUCCUUUCCUGCCAAAGUCUUCUUGCACAAAACCCACUUUGAAUUUCCUUAAAGAAGAUAACGUAAGAAGAGCAUCUACCAUAUAGGAUGUAGUGGUUUUUAAUACAACAACUGAAAUGAAUUUGAUUUCUUGACCCACCGAUUUCCCUAAACUAAUAGCAUGUAACAUUUCCUAGUGACUUCUCUUUUUUAAGUGUUGUAGUUCAUUACUAUGAGCAUUUCAUGUAUUUGUGUCUUGGUUCCUUAGCCAUAUUACAGAUCUUCCUCAACCUAUGAUUUGGUUAUGUCCUGAUAAACCUAUUAUAAGUUGAAAAUAUCUUAAGUCAGGGCACCUGGGUGACUCAGUUGGUUAAGCAUAUGACUUCAGCUCAGAUCAUGAUCUCACAGUUCAUGGGUUUGAGACUUGCAUUGGGGCUCUGUGCUGACAGCUCACAGCCUGGAGCCUGCUUUGGAUUCUGUGUCUCCCUCUCUUUCUGCCCCUCCUUUGCUCAUACUCUGUCUCUCUGACUCUCUCUCUCUCUCUCUCUCUCUCUCUCUCUCUCUCAAAACUAAACAUUUAAAAAAAAAUUUUUAAAGAAAAUGUCAUAAGUCAAAAAUGCAUUUUAAUACAUCUAACCUACCCAACAUCAUAGCUUAGCCUAGCCCACCUUAAAUGUGCUGAGAACACUUAUAUCAACUUACAGUUGGACAAAAUCAUCUAAAACAAGGCUGUUUUAUAAUAAAAUGUUGAAUACCUCAUGUAAUGUGUUGAAUACCAAACUGAAAGUAAAAAACAAAAUAGCUGUACACGUACAGAAUGGUUGUAGUAUUUGUUUACCCUUGUGAUCCUGUGGCUGACUGGGAGCUGUGGCUCAAGGCCAUUGCCGAGAGUCAUGAGAGAGGAUUGGACCGCAUAUUGCUAGAGUGGAAGAUCAAAAUUUUAAAUUCAAAAUAAGAUUUCUAUUAAAUGUGUAUUACUUUCACACCAUCAUAAAGUUGAAAAAUUUUGAGUUGAACCAUUAUAAGUCAGGGACCUCUGUAUUACAAACCCUUGAAGCUCAAUUCCUAAUAUGCUAUGGUUUCCUCCCUCCUGCCUUUCCUUCCUUCCUUCCUUCCUUCCUUCCUUCCUUCCUUCCUUCCUUCCUUCCUCUCUCAACUCUUAAUGCAAUGUAUUGCAGAGUGACAAGAGAAUAUGCUCAAUUAAUUUUUGCAUGGAAAAAUAGUUUUUCCAAUAGAAGAGAGAAUUUUCACCUAAAUAUAUUAUUUAUCUCCUCAAUGUUUUGCCUACAAAAAGCUCAUGCAAUGCAGGUCACUGACUCUGAUAUACUGAGAUGAUAAUCUAAUUUUCAUUAUGCAGUGGCUCAAACUAGGAGGGCUGAUUGGAUUUAGCUCUUUCAUUUUGCAGGUGAGGAAACAAGCAUGUUUACUCAGAAGACUUUAACUUCCUGAAGACAAUGGAGGAAAACAGUAGCAACAACCAGGACAAAAGCCCCGUAACAUUUAUGCAGGGUUAUUGUCUAUGCUGAAAUAUGUUGUUUUCUGACCUGAAUGGAAAAAAUUGAAUUUGUCUGGAUUUUCUACAAUAUAAAUUUGAGGCAUAGGAAUAAUUUCAUUACUUUUGAACCUAAGUCACUUUCACACUUAAUUCUUCAUAAAAAUGUUUUCCGGCAUAUGAAAAGAAUUAGAAUUUCUUAUGUUUGGACUGUCUUACAGUAAAGAGGUGGAAAAUAGAAUUAACUGCAACGAAA